AUGGAACCCAAUCCACGAACCCCCAAACCCCCCGAGAAGCGCAAGACGCGCGCAUGGGAUCCCAGCCCCGCGGUAAACUUAGAUAGCUUACCUGAAGCAGCCCAAAUGGCUGUAAAUCAAGGCCGACCAAAACGAGUCAAAAGAUUUGAAGGCGAUUCACCGAAUUUCGUAUUGGAUUAUUCUCGCAGUCGGAAUAUCGCGCGCAAGCACAAGGGGAGAGGCAGACCGUUUGGGGAUGAUGAGAAGACUGCGAGGAGGGGGUUGCGUCCUUUGGUUAGGAAACCGGUGCCGCUUUCGGUGGUGCCGGAAGAGAAGCAAACUUCUGGAAGGCCAGAGAAAAUUAGUCCUAGGAAAGUUCCUCCUCCACCUUCGCCUCCUCGUGUUCCUCCUUCUCCAUCUCCGUCUCCACGUGUUUCUCCAUCUGCGUCUCCGUCUCCGUCUCCGUCUCCACCGGGACCUCCGGGACCCCCAGGGGGACGCAUCGGGAGGGGGAUGGCGGUGGUAUCGAUGGCACCCGUAACUUCAGCAGCAGUUUCGUCCGUUGCAGCUUCGGGUACAUCAGUGACGACGAUACCUUCUCCGACAUCUCGCAUCAAACCUCUCCCUAAUAUAGCUUGGGAUGUAGAGUUAGGCCAGGGGAGAUCUGGGUGGGCCAAAUCACUAGCAUUUACGCGACUCGGCGAUGCAGACGUUAAUGCCGACGAAGUGAUGCCCAUGCUUGAAAAUUUUGCCGUUGGUGCGUAUGCGGAAAAUUUCCGAACGAAUUUCUUGGGAAACAAUGCCGUUGACAAUUUACACGAUGGAAGGACAGGCGGUGUGACAUGGUUCUUGCGCAACUUGGAAAAUAGUCACAGCAAUAAAAUGAUAUACGAUUAUAGGCCCCCUGAUCCAGGAUACAUACAGAGAAUCAGGGCUGCAAGAAAUACUAGGAAGGGAAGAGAGAGAUUCAUUCAGAGAGCUCGCGAAAUUGGGGAAAAGUAUGAAUGGAUAAUGCCUGGAACGCUAGAAAAUGGAAGAAUGGCAAAUGUUCGAUGGGCAGCGCCUGGAAUGAAAAGAGAUAAAACUAAGGCUGCAAUAGACAGAGCUGCAUCUUUAGGUGGGCGUGUGGAUCGCAUAAUGGGGGAUUACACCUAUCUUCUUACUGGAAGUAGACCACUAUGGACUGAAAACGAUUUGAGAGCGUACAUUCGCCAGAGACUUCAGAGGAACGAAUCAAUCCUUCUCCCCCCCGCAUCUUCUAUCACGCGACCUUCAACGACUGUAUCCCUUCCUACUAGCUCAUCAACAACAGCAGGGGUACCUCCACUUAAGACUACAAAAUUGACAUUUGGUGCAGCAGGCACAGCAGGCACAGCUGUAUCCAGGAGUGUAUUUUUCGACUCUAGGCCUACAACACCUCUAUAUUCGGGUGGGAUGUUUGGAUCUUCCGGAUUUAUGUCUCCAUUACCUGGUGAACAGUCUGAUACCGUUUCAGAGUACGCGAAAAAUGUCGUGAGAUCGAUAACCUCACUAUCAUCGACCGAUACAGAAGGUAAAACUCAAACUCAAACUACAAAGCCCCUAAAUCCCUUCUCGGCCACAGUGAAAACUCCAGUUAAAGCCACAUUCGACGUGGGUGGUCGACAGCUCAGAUCAUCAAGGCCAAGUUUCAGCUCGACUGAUCCCCUUUCUCCAACGCUUCCGCUAGCGGGUAGGAGAGAAGACGUGAUAACUCCUAUGGUCAAGGACAGUAUCGUUCAUCCGGUUAAAAGACCCAGUCAACGACUAUCAAGUUCCAAGGCGGUAACGAGUAAAGCUACAACUGCAGCUACCACUUCUUCUAUUGGUGCUACGGGGAAUCGUAAAGGAAGGGAAACCCAAACCACCGUACCUCCUCCUCCUCCCAUACUACAUAAUAUAGCCUUCCAUUAUAUUUCAGAUUUACAUCUUGAGCAGACAAGUUACGACAACUUUGACUUUAAUCCAACAGCUUCUUAUCUCAUUCUCGCAGGUGACAUAGGAUACGCCCAUCGUACCCACCAGGACCGAUACCGCCAAUUCUUAGCUAGAAUGUGCGCUAAGCCACAACUGAGACGCGUCUUUUUGGUGGCUGGAAAUAGGGACUUUUGGCCAAAGGCCACAAAUACAAUGCCAGAGGCACUGGGAAUUCUCAGAGGAUUCGCGAGGCAUCGGGAUAUGAAAGGAAAAUUGACAUUCAUGGAGGACGACCGCUUUGAAAUUGAUGAGAAAGGGGGUAAGAUUGUGAUAUUGGGUUGUACGCUGUGGACAGAAGUACCAGGACGUGGGGGUGGUGAGCCGUCUGAUCAAAACAACCGACAGAGAACUGCCAGACAUCGUGCUUCUUGUGACUUCAUAAGACGAGAAACGGCAAAGAUUAGAGAGGAUCCCAAAGAGGUUGCAACGCGUAUAUUGAUCAUAACGCAUAUGCCACCUUCCAAGAGCGGUACUUCCCAGCCCGAGUUUACAACCAAGGAAGCCCGAGAUUUUUCACAAGGGGCCCAUCAUGGGAGUGAUGUCAUAAAUGGUGUGAAGGCAUAUGAUUAUGAUCAUUCUUCGGUCGAAACUACAAUGCCGCUGUUAGACGUCAGAGACGUUUGGAUUUGGGGCCAUACGCAUUGGAAUGAACCGAAAGCGGGGAAAAUAAGACAUGGUGGGAUGAGAUUCGACUGUAAUCAGAGGGGAAAUGCUCACGGGGGGGCAUAUAAUCCAAGGCCGGAAGGAUCUUUUCAACCCGAGAAAGUUAUUUUAGUAUGA
Messenger RNA from Sclerotinia borealis F-4128, 2754 nucleotides. Lineage: Eukaryota; Fungi; Ascomycota; Leotiomycetes; Helotiales; Sclerotiniaceae. The record is from the annotation of a GenBank genome assembly.